UGAACUGUUUCAAUGUGAAGGUCAACAAAACGUGGUAAAAUAACUGAAGUAUGCCGAGACAACGUUCAUACACUUCGGCAGACGGAAAAUCAAGAACUUUAAACAGCAGCUUUUUUAAUAAGCAGUACAAGUCGUUAAAGACUUAUAUCAGAAGUACAGGUUCACAUCCUGUUUUGAAUUCAGAAUCAGGUUCAGCAACGAUUCCCGUCGUCUCUGGAUCACCAGGUGCACAAACUCUUAAGAAGGGCGUUUAUCUUCAGGAUGACAACGGGAAAAUUAUCAGUCUGACGAAGUCAAGGAAACACAAUCAUACAGAUGGUAGCAAGGUGAUUUUGGACUCAAAAAGUCGUCUAAUACUGGAUUUAUCCUCUUUGGGCCUUGUUAAUUUGUCUUCUGACAUUGGUAUUCUUGGCGAUUUAAUAGAACUUUUUCUUUACGACAACAAAUUGACAAGCCUUCCUCCUGAGAUCGGGCUUUUACAAAACCUUCAGCGACUGUGGCUCCAAGAAAAUUCCCUUACGGUUCUACCUGAUGAACUUUCAUGUUGUUCUAAACUAACUCAUCUCGAUGUUAGACAUAACAGAUUAGAGGGUUGCAUUCCCUCGGUACUGACAAGAUUAACGUCUAUGAAACAGCUUUAUCUUACUUACAACAAGCUAACAGAUAUUUCGUCCGUUGGCAAUUUAUGUUAUUUACAAACGUUAGUAGUGAAAAGCAAUCAACUACAAGGACCGAUACCAGACUGUAUUGGAAAUCUAACACAGUUGAGAACUUUGGAUUUGUCAAAGAAUCGUUUGACUAAAAUUACUGAAAAUAUAAGUAACUGUAAAUUACUGUCCCGCUUUCUUGUGGAUUAUAAUCAAAUUGAUGAAUUACCGAAGUCUAUUGGUCAGUUAACGGAACUUACUGUUUUAGGACUAAAGUAUAACUAUCUUACUGAACUUCCAGACGAAAUCUGCAAUUGUGAAAAGUUGACUGAAUUCAAUAUUGAAGGCAAUCAUGUUAAACAGUUACCGGAAAAUUUACUCUGUAAUUUCAAAGAUUCAACAUCAGUGAUACUAUCGCGUAAUGAUUUCACAUCCUUUCCAUCUGGAGAUAAUGCACAAUACAAAAAUGUGAAGCAUUUCAAUAUGGACUAUAACCAUUUGGAAUCUUUUGAAGCAAGCCUAUUUUCAGAGAAUACUCAAUUAACUACAUUGAAGCUAUGCAAUAAUAAUAUUAUGAGCUUAGAUUUUAAAGGUAUAGAAAAUCUGAAGCAUCUUGUUGAAUUAGAUUUGUCCUACAAUCAAAUUGAUCAACUGCCUGACUCUAUCGGGGAAUUAGUAUUUCUAGAGGUACUCGAUUUGACCAGUAAUCGUUUGGAGGCAUUACCGAAUAGAAUCAGUGAACUGGUUAAUUUAGUUCAUCUUGAAUUGGAGUGUAAUCAGAUUGCAUCAAUUCCAUUAACAAUUGGCCAGCUGAAUCAAUUACAAGUACUCAAUUUAGAUGUAAACAAUUUAUCUAGACUUCCAACAACUAUAGGUAAUCUCAGCAAUCUGAAAAAAUUAAAACUCAGAGAGAAUCUUAUACAACGUUUGCCAUCGGAAAUCGGUAAACUGAAAAAUCUGACGCAUCUCUACCUGGCAAAUAAUAAACCGUUAGAUUUACUUCCUAUUGAAUUGGGAAUACUACCUAAUCUUAGGUAUCUCAGCAUUGAUGGUUGUAACCUCAGGCAGAUGCCUCAAGAAAUAACGAAAAAUGGAUCAGCCUUUGUUAUAAAGUACCUACGCGAUCUUCUAUGUGUUCAUUCUAGAAUCUGUCAAAACCCUAGUGCAUAACACCUGGAUGUGUUUUUUCAAAAGAAAGAGAAAAUCAUUGGCUGCGAAAUAAUAAUAAUAAUAUUCACAUGUAAAUUUUUUUUGUCUUUGUUAAACUAAAAAACCACAUCAUUUUGAUGAGUACCGCUUUUUUGUGUUGAUUUUAUUGUUUUAUUCAUUAAAACUGGUUCUUUUUUUAACUAUUCAACAUUCCCUUAGCUACCAAUUUGUAUAAAUCAUAUUUCUAAAACCUUUUUUUUUUCAAAGCGCGAAAAAUGUUUUUGUCAACUUCAGCUUGCCUUUUUACGUGAUGUUGAAAUUCCUUUUGAAGCAAUAUUGACUUUUUGUGCUGACUUCAUCCCUUAUUCGUUUUAUUUUAUGUACCAUCGUUAAUUUUUUUUUAAAUUAUUAUCAGAAUUCAAUUGUUCCUUUCAAUUCAUUUUGUAAGAUGUUAUACUCGC
Molecule: messenger RNA, 2257 nt
Organism: Trichobilharzia szidati
Lineage: Eukaryota; Metazoa; Platyhelminthes; Trematoda; Strigeidida; Schistosomatidae
Source: the annotation of a GenBank genome assembly